AGGCGUGUGCGUGCGCGCGAGCGAGACGAGAGUGGCGGACGCGCGCACGUCUGCCUCCGUGUGUGUAUAUUUCGGCUCGGCUGCUGUCGGUCGUGUUUUCCCGGUAAAGAGGGAGCGGGUCGACGGUCCGUCGCUCGAGUGUGUGCGGAGAGAGCGAGCGUGCGGCGUGUAACGGGUUCUGUCGCAGCAGUGUGUGUGUGUGUGUGUCGUAGUGUGUGUGUGAGAGAGAUGGUGAUGGAGAAGCCGAGCCCCCUGCUCGUAGGACGUGAGUUUGUGCGGCAGUACUACACGCUCCUGAAUAAAGCGCCGGAUUACCUGCACAGGUUUUACGGCAGGAGCUCCUCGUAUGUUCACGGCGGUGUGGACGGCACUGGGAAGCCGGAGGAGGCCGUCUACGGUCAGGCGGAGAUCCAUAAGAAGGUGAUGUCUCUGCAGUUCAGUGAGUGUCACACUAAGAUCAGGCAGGUGGAUGCUCAUGCGACGCUGGGGGACGGGGUGGUGGUGCAGGUGAUGGGUGAGCUGUCCAACAGCGGCCGACCCAUGAGGAGGUUCAUGCAGACGUUCGUCCUCGCUCCGGAGGGUUCUGCUGUCAAUAAGUUCUAUGUGCACAAUGACAUCUUCCGCUAUGAAGAAGAGGUGUUUGGAGACUCUGAGGCUGAGCUGGGAGAGUCUGAAGAAGAGGAGGUUGAGGAGGAGCAGGUGGAGACUCAGGCUUCCCCUGAACCGGCCCCGGACCGUCCCAGCAGCACCACCUACUACGAGCCGCCGGCGCCGCCUGUCAGUAACGGAGUCGAGGAGCAGCAGGAGGAGGCGGAGCCUGAGGCGGAGCCAGAGCCCCAGCCUGAGGCCAAUCAGGAGGCGGAGGCGGAGCUAAACCCAGACGCAGAGCUGCAGGUGGCUGAGGCGGAGCCAGAGGAGGAGGAGAGAGGCUCCACCCCCAGCCUCACUCUGACUCCGCCCCCUCAGACCCCAGAGCCACCGAAGGCGUUCUCCUGGGCUCUGGUGACCAGUAAGAAUCUUCCUCCGGCUCAUGUGGUGAAAGCUGCCGGCGUUCAGCCGCGGGUGGAGCUCAAACAGGACGGUCAGUCGUCAUUACCCAGAGAUCAGCGGCGCGAGAGACCUGGCUUCCCUCCACGAGGACCACGAGCAGACGGCAGCGGCUCAGAGGCUUCGGGUCAGAAACAGUACAUCAGUUUUAAGGGCCGUGGUGACGGUGAUGCCGGUGAUGUGGAGGGCCGUCGGUCCUUUCGUUAUCCAGACAGUCAUCAGCUCUUCGUUGGAAAUCUUCCUCAUGACAUUGACGAGGGCGAGCUGAAAGAGUUCUUCAUGACGUUCGGGAACAUGGUGGAGAUGAGGAUCAACACCAAAGGCGUCGGAGGGAGGCUGCCCAACUUCGGCUUCGUGGUGUUCGAUGACUCUGAGCCGGUGCAGAGGAUUCUGGGAUCCAAGCCCAUCAUGUUCCGCGGGGAAGUGCGUCUGAACGUGGAGGAGAAGAAGAGCAGAGCGGCGCGCGAGCGGGAGACCAGAGGAGCGGCGGAGGGCCGGCGUGGGCCCCGGGGCCCCCUGGGGAACGGACUGGGGCGUGAGCGAGAGGCCCGGGGGUCCUCCAGGGCUGGGAUGGGCGCGGGGCGAGAGAGCCGCUUCACAGGCCCCCGCCGCUGAACGCUGAUGAAGUCCUCUACUCGUCUGAUUGGUUUUGUUUCUCUCGUGUCUCUCUCUGGCUUUCGGACUCUGACCGGCCCUCACAGACUCUCAGACUCGCGCCGCGCCGAGAUCAUCUGCGCUUUCCUUUGUAUUCUCCUCAUGAUUUUGCGAAGAAGAACAGGACAGUGUGAUAUUUUUUUUCUCUAGAACAGAAGCUGAUCUCUCACGGUUUAUAACGGAUGAGCGGCAGCGCUUCAUCAAUCAGUGCUCAGUGUACACUUAUUUAUUUUCCUAGUGAAUAAA
This is a messenger RNA of Sinocyclocheilus rhinocerous, 1947 nucleotides long. RefSeq names its product G3BP stress granule assembly factor 2b (gene g3bp2b). Gene Ontology annotation, molecular function: mRNA binding. The record is from RefSeq and is a predicted model, not a curated record. NCBI's taxonomy places the organism in Eukaryota, Metazoa, Chordata, Actinopteri, Cypriniformes, Cyprinidae. The coding region runs from base 229 to 1662 and encodes 477 amino acids. The transcript has 13 exons. Gene Ontology annotation, cellular component: cytosol; ribonucleoprotein complex.